AUGGAUCCAUCAAAACCACUUACUCAGCAACAGCUUCACGCCUAUAUUAAUUUGUUGAAGAAGAUGAAGAGUGAAGGAAAGGAUUUGAAUGAUCCGCAAUACAAGAACCUUCAUCAGUUUCUAAAGGCUCAAAUGAGUAAUCAUAACAUCCUCAAACAACAAAAUCAACAAGUAGUGAAUACAGUCAUUCCGAAUCCUGUCCAACCUCCUCUCACUUCAGCCACUGUGCAACAGUUUCAACAAGCACCACAAUCAUCACAAGUUCCUACUCCUCUCUUUACUCAACAACAAAAGGAACGGCUGAAAGCACAAAUCUUUGCGUUCAAACACCACAUUUCGAAGAGAGAGCCUCUUCCGCCAUCUUUGCAACAGGCUGUUAUGGGCAUCAACGUUGAGAAUAAUUUGAAGGAGUAUGAAACCACUUAUUUGAACCCAUCGGGAAAGACUGCUCCCCAAGUGCCUUCCACCCAACCACAACCCAACAAUGUGGUUGUGCAACAACAACAACAACAACUUCCAGUUUCUCAACCACCUCGCGUUUUGCCAUCAACUGUUGCUGCUAAUGCGUCAUUCAAUGCUACCGUUACCAAUCAACCAACCAUUCCUGCCAUGAACAAUCAAGCAUCAAUGGGCACUAAGGUCAUAGAUUCCAAGAUUAAUCCAGAUACAGCUAACCAGAGACAACAAGGCUUAGAUCUUCAAACAUUGUACAGAGAAAGAGAGAAGAGAAUUCAACAUAAGAUGAAGAGAAAGUUUGAACAUCUCAAAUCAUCAUUGAAUACCUUACCUCCAUCUGAACAACUGAGAUCUGUGAUUGAAAUUAAACAAUUCCAGUUGCUCAAACAACAAAAAGAACUUCGAGCUGACAUUAUCCGACAAUUAAAGACACAAGCUGCCACACCCAUUGUCGACACUCAUGUUGCGAGAGCUAGUCAAAUGGUGACAGAUCAAUCAUUAACAACUAAGAAGAGCAAAACCCAAAAGACAAAGGAAAAGACAACAGUCAAAUCAAAGAAGUUCUUUACAGACUUAACAAACGCUAGAAAGAGAAUUAAGGAAUAUUAUAAGAACGAUGUUAAAAAACCUGUUGAGAAAAUCAAUAAGGAUCUCGUGACUUUCUUUGAAAAGAAAGCCAAACAAGAAAAGGAAAAAAAGGCAAGAGCUGAAAAGGCCAGAUUGAAAGCUUUGAAAGAAAAUGACGAAGAGGCUUACUUCAAAUUAUUAGAACAAACCAAAGAAGGAAGAUUGACAGAACUACUCAAACAAACUGAUGAAUGUUUGAAGAGUUUAGGAGCUUCUCUCGUUUCAGGCAGAGACGGAGAACAGGAACCUGAACUUGAGUUUGAUCAAGAGGAAGAAGGUGAAAAGAACAUUUUCAAAAAGUUCUUGCUCAACCAAAAUAAUUACUACAAAGUUGCUCACAAAUUGGUGGAAAAGGUUGAAAAGCAACCUUCCAUUCUGGUUGGAGGAGGCUUGAAGGCAUAUCAAUUACAAGGUCUUCAAUGGCUUGUUUCUCUCUACAACAACAAAAUUAAUGGUAUUUUGGCAGAUGAAAUGGGUUUGGGUAAGACCAUUCAAACAAUUUCACUUCUGUCCUAUCUUUAUGAAUUCAAGAAUAAUAAGGGCCCUCAUUUGGUCAUUGUUCCAUUAUCUACAAUUGACAACUGGGCAUUAGAAUUUGAAAAAUGGUGUCCAACACUCAAAUUGGUUCGAUAUGGAGGAGACAAGAAUCAAAGAAAACACGUACAAAAUACUUACCUUAAGACUAGAGAUUUCCAAGUCCUGCUCACACAAUACGAAUAUAUUACAAGAGAAAAAUCUAUUCUAAAGAAGAUACCAUGGAACUAUAUCAUUAUGGAUGAAGGUCACAGAAUCAAAAACUCUGAUUGUAAAUUAGUGAAGGCAUUAGUCGAGUACAACUCCAAAUACAGAGUGCUCCUUACAGGUACACCUCUUCAAAACGAUUUGAAGGAAUUGUGGGCCUUGCUAAACUUUUUGUUGCCAAAGAUUUUUGAUAGCUCAGUCAACUUUGAAAACUGGUUCAACUCUCCUUUUGGUGGUGAUAAGGCUGAAAUGACAGAAGAAGAAAAACUGCUCAUCAUUCACAGACUUCACCAAGUGUUACGUCCUUUCCUUCUGAGAAGAGAAAAAACCGACGUGGAAGAACAACUUCCAGAAAAAUCUGAAAAGAUUAUUUAUAUUGAUCUAUCAGCAAUGCAAAAGAAGAUGUACACUGAUAUUCAAGAUAAGAACAAACUCAAUGUCAACGGAAAGAGACUUAAAAUGCAGUCUCUUAGCAAUACAGUCAUGCAGCUAAGAAAGGUUUGCAACCAUCCAUUCUUGUUCUUUACAGGAUCAGAAGAACUAAACGCCUUGUCUGACGAAAAGUAUUAUGAAAUGAUGACUAAAUGCUCUGGAAAGUUUGAACUGUUAGACCGAAUCCUUCCCAAGUUUAAAAAGACUGGUCACAGAGUUUUGUUGUUCUCUCAAAUGACCAGUGUAUUAGAUUUGAUGGAAGAAUUCCUCACUCAGAAAAAUUAUCAAUACCUAAGACUUGACGGAGCUGUUAAAGCUUCCGAAAGAGGUGAUUUGGUCAAGAAGUGGAAUGAGAAAGACUCUCAAUACUUUAUUUUCCUUCUCAGCACUCGUUCAGGUGGUUUGGGACUUAACCUUCAAACCGCCGACACUGUCAUCAUGUUCGAUUCUGACUGGAAUCCUCAACAAGAUUUACAAGCGAUGGCAAGAGCUCACCGUAUUGGUCAAACAAAAUCUGUGUUAGUACUUACGUUUGUCACACGUACUCCAGUUGAAGAAAAGAUUAGAGAACGUGCACAAGCAAAACGUGACGCUGAGGCUAAGGUCAUCAAAGCAGGUAAAUUCAAUCAAAAAUCUACCAUCAUGGAAAGAAACGAAAUGCUUGAAACUCUACUCAAGAAAGCCAGCGAUUUCGAAAGUGUACAUGAAGCUCCUAACGAUGAACAACUGAACAACAUGUUGGCUAGAAAUGACGAUGAAUUUGAAAUUUUCCAAAACAUGGACAAGGAACGAGAGCAAGAAGUUUUGAAACAACAUGGACGUAUUACAAGUCGCCUAAUGACCGAAGAAGAACUCCCUGAAUGGAUUAAGGACAAAGAGGUUGAGGAAGGCGAAGCUGAAGAAGCAGAGUAUGGUAGAGGUCGAAGAUCCAGAGCUGACAUUAACUAUGAGGGAGGUAGUGGUGAUGAAAUGGAGGAUGAGGAAGAAGACAAUGCAGCACCAGAAGAGGAAGAAGAAGAGGAUCAGGCCGAGGAAGAGGAAGAAGAGGGCACCAAGAAGAGAAAACGAAGAUCUGCCAAGAAAGAAGAGUCUUCCAAAAAGAAGAAGACCACUGCAAAGAGUAAUGGUAAGAAAAAGAAGGUCCAAGAAGAGGAGGAAGAAGAGGAAGAUGGGGAAAACAAUGAAGUAGAUUCAGAAGAUAUCACUAUUGGUUAUUCGUAUGACAAUACCCCUUACCAACAAGUGUAUGAUAGCUUGGGGUCAAGUCUUCAACAACAAUUGUACUCCAUUUUCAUGGAAAUUGCCACUAAACUUGAUGAGGAAGAUGGCAGAGCUUUGGCAUUGCCUUUCUUGGAACUACCAGACAGAAAAGAUUUCCCUGACUAUUAUGAUCUCAUACAAACACCAAUUUGCCUGAAUGAUAUCGAUAAGAAAAUCAGAAAUGGUGUUUACAAGCGCGUUGAGGACAUGGAACAAGAUAUUCAAACAUUGGUCGUAAACGCUCAAACUUACAACCAAGAAGGGUCUGCCAUUUAUCAAGACGCUGAAACGAUUAGACAAAUUUUCUUAAGCAGGAAGAGUGGUGUUCAAUAA
Messenger RNA from Naegleria fowleri, 3849 nucleotides. RefSeq lists its product as uncharacterized. Gene Ontology annotation, cellular component: nucleus. The transcript has a single exon. The record is from RefSeq and is a predicted model, not a curated record. The coding region runs from base 1 to 3849 and encodes 1282 amino acids. Gene Ontology annotation, biological process: positive regulation of transcription by RNA polymerase II. Gene Ontology annotation, molecular function: ATP-dependent chromatin remodeler activity; DNA binding; ATP binding. Lineage: Eukaryota; Heterolobosea; Eutetramitea; Acrasida; Naegleriidae.